AUGCACGAACCAAUCGUGGGCGACGCAUUUCCUCGUCUCCGAUGUCGUGGGCGGCCCACGAAUAGGGGCUUCCGGUGGUGGCUUGUGCACAAUACCAAGGUUCGGCAGCCACCAAAGCCACGGCCAUUGUCCCCACCAUUGUUCGUCGACGACGACGAGCGACAGAGGCUGCCGACGAGGAUGUCUUCGUCGACGGCGGGGCGGUUCCAUUCCAUUCCCUUCCAUGGCCGCUUCUUCGUGCUGCGCAUGGCACCGACCGACUCGCAUGCUGCGCAGCCGUCGAGGCGAGCAUAUAUGACGCCCGACAUGCGCCGUCCCCCAUUCGCCCAUUCCCGUCCCUCGCAGGGUCUCCGCGCUUCGUCGUCGCCGCACCCGCCUUUCCGAGCCCUCUCGACGUCGCCGACGGCUGCCUCUCCGCAUUUAAGCAUGGAAAUGAUGACGGCUCGAGUGGAGGAUGCCUACCGAUCCGCCCGCCUCACGUAUGUGAGGAUCAACCAAGGCGAUGGCCGGUUCCGCGCCUACCUGGUCGAGCAGCUGAGCCACCCGGACAUGCAGGCUCUCCUGGCCAGCAGGGUCGUCCUGCGCCCCCCGGGGGACGACGAUGUGAGCUACCUCAUGAACUGCUUCGCCAAGUCCUACCUCGCCGUCGCCAUCUGCCUCCCCCCCAGGCCGAGGCAGGCGGUCGCUGCCGACGCCGACGCCGACGCCGAGCCCGACGCCGAAGCCACCAUCAUCGGACAGCUGAUCGUCGGCGAGCAGGGCAUCCUCGCACCCGUGUCCCACAACCGCACCGUGUCGAUGAGCAUCUCCAUCGCGAAGCCCCACCAGAAUCGGGGAUUCGGCCGCGAAGCCGUCGACUGGGCCCUCGAGUGGGCCUUUCGCCACGCCGGCCUUCACACUGUCUGCGUCCGCGCCGCGUCGUACAAUGCACGUGCCCUCCACCUCUACGAGAAGAUGGGUUUCUCCCUCGACGGAAGGCGCCGGCAGUGCAUUUGGUUCGACCGGGGGUGGCAUGACGACGUGCUGUUUACCAUGACGGAGGACGAGUGGGAGGCACGCGGCCACGUCGGGACUCGCCACGAGGAUGGAGCCCUUUCGACUUCGGGUGGAGGAAGAGUUUCGUGCUGA
Molecule: messenger RNA, 1128 nt
Organism: Drechmeria coniospora
Lineage: Eukaryota; Fungi; Ascomycota; Sordariomycetes; Hypocreales; Ophiocordycipitaceae
Exons: 1
Coding region: 1-1128 (375 amino acids)
Molecular function (GO): acyltransferase activity, transferring groups other than amino-acyl groups
Source: RefSeq, a predicted model, not a curated record